Sinocyclocheilus anshuiensis is the source of this 831-nucleotide messenger RNA. Its product is annotated as zinc finger protein 239-like. Gene Ontology annotation, molecular function: DNA-binding transcription factor activity, RNA polymerase II-specific; RNA polymerase II cis-regulatory region sequence-specific DNA binding. Bases 1 to 831 code for a protein of 276 amino acids. Gene Ontology annotation, biological process: regulation of transcription by RNA polymerase II. NCBI's taxonomy places the organism in Eukaryota, Metazoa, Chordata, Actinopteri, Cypriniformes, Cyprinidae. Gene Ontology annotation, cellular component: chromatin; transcription regulator complex; PcG protein complex. The transcript is spliced from 3 exons. The record is from RefSeq and is a predicted model, not a curated record.
AUGGUCUACUUUCUGCUGUUACAUCAGGAGUUGACUGAAGAAAGUGAGGAGAAUGAAGAAUUGAGUGAAGUUGAGGGAAAACAUCUCUUCAGAACUGGAAAAAAACCUUUGAGUUGCUCUCAAACGCAGAAAGAUUUAAAGAAAAGAAGAUCCCAGAAAUCCUUCACCUGCACUCAGUGUGGAAAGAGAUGGACAUGCAAACGUCAUCUUGAGCUUCACUUGAGAGUUCAUACUGGAGAGAAACCAUACGCUUGUGAUCAAUGCGGGAAGAGUUUCUCACACUCAUCAAGCCUUAAGCAUCACAUGAACAUCCACACUGGAGAGAAACCGUUCUCUUGUAAUCAGUGCGGGAAGAGUUUCACACAAUCAGCACAUCUUAAGGAUCACAUGAACAACCACACUGGAGAGAAGCGGCACACAUGUGAUCAGUGCGGAAAAACAUUUUUGAGAGCUUCAAACCUGAAGCAGCACCUGAGACUUCAUACAAAGGAGAAGCCACAUUCAUGUCAUUUGUGUGGAAAGAGUUUUUCACGUCUACACCAUUUAAAAGAACAUCAGAAAACACAUACUGGUGUGAGAGCGUACAUGUGCUUUGAGUGUGAGAAGACGUUUACUUCAGCGAGCCAUUUAAAACUGCAUGAGAGGAUUCACACUGGAGAGAAACCUUACAAGUGUUCACACUGUGACAAGAGAUUCAGUCAGUCAUCAACUCUGAAAACACACGAGAGGAUCCACACUGGAGAGAAACCGUAUCACUGCACUGCAUGUGGGAAGAGUUUCAAUCAAUCUUCUAAUCUACAAAGUCAUACAAAAAACAAUCACAGUAAGUAG